Nannospalax galili (Upper Galilee mountains blind mole rat) is the source of this 5249-nucleotide messenger RNA. It is a transcript of the gene Grin2c, whose product is annotated as glutamate ionotropic receptor NMDA type subunit 2C. The coding region runs from base 1135 to 4821 and encodes 1228 amino acids. The transcript has 14 exons. Gene Ontology annotation, molecular function: transmitter-gated monoatomic ion channel activity involved in regulation of postsynaptic membrane potential; NMDA glutamate receptor activity. Gene Ontology annotation, biological process: long-term synaptic potentiation; synaptic transmission, glutamatergic; excitatory postsynaptic potential. Gene Ontology annotation, cellular component: NMDA selective glutamate receptor complex; postsynaptic density membrane; postsynaptic membrane. Lineage: Eukaryota; Metazoa; Chordata; Mammalia; Rodentia; Spalacidae. The record is from RefSeq and is a predicted model, not a curated record.
AUCGCUCUGGGCUGGCGCCGGGACUUGCACCACGCGGGAGGUGGCCGGGGGCUCCGGGCUCAGCGCCCCUUCCCUGGGGCGAGCGGAGAGGAGGCAAAGGAAGAGAAACUGGGGAGAUAGACUGGCCGCGGACGCGAUGGAAGGACGUAGGCGAAGAGCGCAAGGCGUUCGUCCCCAGGGUCUCCGAGGCCUCCCCUUCGCCGGUGCGGCGGCCCCCGGGUAGGGUCAGUACCGGACACCGGAGUCUGGGUUGCUGGCUCCAACUGUUGCGGGCGGAAGCCUCCCGGGCGAGGAACCGGGCAGGGGCCGGACGGACCUACGGCACUGGCCCAGCUGCACCAGAGUGCCAGAGAGGGCGCGAAGCCCAGAGAGCGGAGGGGAGCUGUGGCGGCUCCUGGAGUCUGUCCCUGACUCCUCAUGUCUGUUGGGCACCUGCUGCGCGCAUCUGCCUUCCAUCCGACCCCUGCUUCGGCCUGAGUGCCCCAGGCUCUCCCCUUGCUGCACUCCUUUUCCCUACCUUUCAGCUCACCCUCUGACCUCAGAGAAUCAAUGUGGGUUUCUGGAGUGGCAGGAUAUUCCCAAAAACUGAUCCCUCACCCUGGUUUCCCCAGGCUCAGAGGGCGCCAAAAGGAGGUGGGCGGAAAAGGCCUGCCCUGGUGUCCUGGGCCCUGGCCGCACCAGUUGGCUGCUGUGGUCUCCUGGGGCUUGGACCAGGAACCCCGACGGCAGGGAGGAGAAGCCUCCUGCUGCGGAAAGCGGUUUGUGCUUGGCCUAGGCAGGCAAGGGGAGCGCUGCCGAAGGAGAAGGCGCCCAGCAACCCUUCGAAGGUCCUGCGGGGUGAGGGGUGGGUGUUCCCUUAGGUCUGAUGCUGACCCCAAUUGUCCACCCCAUUUCCCAGCCCUCCCUUCCCAAUGGGGCAUCUGGUACAGUCCCCUAACCCUUAGAUGAUGGCCCAGGCUCCGCCCCAUCAGCAGCUCCCAAGUCAUAAGAAAGUCCAGGGGGAAAACAAUCCAGUAUGUGGAGAAGGUGCCAUUCCACUGGCUCUGUUUUGGAACCGAUCCAGUUCCUGGCUCUGAGCUAGUUUCUAAACUUGGAAGAAUAAGAACGUGAAAGGCACAGGACCCUCCAGUGGACAUGGGUGGGGCCCUGGGGCCUGCCCUGCUGCUCACCUCACUCCUCAGUGCCUGGGCAGGGCUGGGCCCAGGGCAGAGCGAGCAGGCAGUGACAGUGGCAGUGGUGUUUGGCAGCUCUGGGCCACUGCAGGCCCAGGCCCGCACUCAUCUUACCCCUCAGAACUUCCUGGACCUGCCCCUGGAGAUCCAGCCACUCACCGUUGGGGUCAACAACACCAACCCCAGCAGCCUCCUCACCCAAAUCUGCGGGGUUCUGGGUGCUGCCCGUGUCCACGGCAUCGUCUUUGAGGACAACGUGGACACCGAGGCGGUGGCUCAACUCCUGGACUUCGUCUCCUCCCAGACUCACGUGCCCGUCCUCAGCAUCAGCGGGGGCUCUGCUGUGGUCCUCACCCCCAAGGAGCCGGGCUCCGCCUUCCUGCAGCUGGGCGUGUCUCUGGAGCAGCAGCUGCAGGUGCUGUUCAAGGUGCUGGAGGAGUACGACUGGAGCGCGUUCGCAGUCAUCACCAGCCUGCACCCGGGCCACGCGCUCUUUCUCGAGGGCGUGCGCGCCGUCGCGGACGCCAGCUACUUGAGUUGGAGGCUGCUGGACGUCCUCACGCUGGAGCUGGGCCCAGGCGGCCCCCGAGCGCGCACUCAGCGCCUCCUGCGCCAGGUCGACGCGCCCGUGCUGGUGGCCUACUGCUCACGCGACGAGGCGGAGGUGCUCUUCGCUGAGGCAGCACAGGCCGGCUUGGUAGGGCCCGGCCACGUGUGGCUGGUACCCAAUCUGGCGCUGGGCAGCACCGACGCGCCCCCAGCCGUCUUCCCCGUGGGCCUCAUCAGCGUGGUCACCGAGAGCUGGCGCCUCAGCCUGCGCCAGAAGGUCCGCGACGGUGUGGCCAUCCUCGCAUUAGGGGCCCACAGUUACCGGCGCCAGCAUGGUACCCUGCCAGCUCCGGCUGGGGACUGCCGUAGCCAUCCCGGGCCUGUCAGCCCUGCCCGGGAGGCCUUCUACAGGCACCUACUGAAUGUCACCUGGGAGGGCCGAGACUUCUCCUUCAGCCCUGGUGGGUACCUGGUCCAGCCCACCAUGGUUGUGAUCUCCCUCAACCGGCACCGCCUCUGGGAGAUGGUGGGGCGCUGGGAUCAUGGUGUCCUCUAUAUGAAGUAUCCAGUAUGGCCUCGCUACAGCACCUCUUUGCAGCCUGUGGUGGACAGCCGGCACCUGACAGUGGCCACACUGGAAGAGCGGCCCUUUGUCAUCGUGGAGCGCCCUGACCCUGGCACAGGUGGCUGUGUACCCAACACUGUGCCCUGUCGCAGGCAAAGCAACCACACCUUCAGCAGCGGGGAUGUAGCUCCCUACACCAAGCUUUGCUGUAAGGGCUUCUGCAUCGACAUCCUCAAGAAGUUGGCUAAGGUGGUCAAGUUUUCCUAUGACCUGUACCUGGUGACCAAUGGGAAGCACGGCAAAAGGGUGCGCGGCGUGUGGAAUGGCAUGAUCGGGGAGGUGUACUAUAAGCGGGCAGACAUGGCCAUCGGCUCCCUCACCAUCAAUGAGGAGCGCUCUGAGAUCGUGGACUUCUCUGUGCCUUUUGUGGAGACGGGCAUCAGUGUGAUGGUGGCUCGAAGCAAUGGCACUGUCUCCCCUUCGGCCUUUCUGGAGCCCUACAGCCCUGCCGUGUGGGUGAUGAUGUUUGUCAUGUGCCUCACGGUGGUUGCCAUUACCGUCUUCAUGUUCGAGUACUUCAGCCCUGUCAGCUACAACCAGAACCUCACCAAGGGCAAGAAGUCUGGUGGCCCAUCCUUCACCAUUGGCAAGUCUGUGUGGCUGCUAUGGGCGCUGGUCUUCAAUAACUCUGUUCCUAUCGAGAACCCUCGGGGUACCACUAGCAAGAUCAUGGUCCUAGUAUGGGCCUUCUUUGCUGUCAUCUUCCUCGCCAGCUACACAGCCAACCUGGCAGCCUUCAUGAUCCAGGAGCAGUACAUCGACACUGUGUCGGGCCUUAGUGACAAGAAGUUUCAGCGGCCUCAAGAUCAGUACCCACCCUUCCGCUUCGGCACAGUGCCCAAUGGCAGCACAGAGCGGAACAUUCGCAGCAACUACCGUGAGAUGCACACCCAUAUGGUUAAGUUCAACCAGCGCUCGGUGGAGGAUGCACUCACCAGCCUGAAGAUGGGGAAAUUGGAUGCCUUUAUCUAUGAUGCUGCUGUCCUCAACUACAUGGCCGGCAAGGAUGAGGGCUGCAAGCUGGUCACCAUUGGAUCUGGCAAAGUCUUUGCCACCACGGGCUAUGGCAUUGCCAUGCAGAAGGACUCCCACUGGAAAAGGGCCAUAGACUUGGCGCUCCUGCAGUUCCUGGGGGACGGAGAGACGCAGAAACUGGAGACAGUGUGGCUCUCAGGAAUCUGCCAGAACGAGAAGAAUGAGGUGAUGAGCAGCAAGCUGGACAUCGACAACAUGGCUGGAGUCUUCUACAUGCUGCUGGUGGCCAUGGGGCUGGCCCUGCUGGUCUUUGCCUGGGAGCACCUGGUCUACUGGAAACUUCGCCACUCGGUGCCCAACACGUCCCAGCUGGACUUCCUGCUGGCCUUCAGCAGGGGCAUCUACAGCUGCUUCAACGGGGUGCAGACCCUGGCCAGCCCAGCGCGGCCUCCCAGCCCCGACCUCACAGCCAGCUCAGCCCAGGCCAGCGUGCUGAAGAUGUUACAGGCGGCGCGAGACAUGGUGACCACAGCGGGCGUGAGCAGCUCCCUGGACCGCGCCACGCGUACCAUCGAGAACUGGGGCAGCAGCCGCCGUGCACCUGCUCCCGCCUGCUCUGUACCCGCCCGAGAACCGAGUCCCGGCGGCUGGGGGCCGCCUGGUGGGAGCCGCCCCGCCCUGGUGCACAGGGCCACGCAGUCCCUAGGCCGUCCGGUGACCUGCAGGCCACCUCUGCCCGACGUCUCCCGAGGGUCCGGCCGGCACUCUGGCGACGAGAGGUGGCCAGGACCUGUUGGGUACCCGGGGCGGCACCUCUCGACCUCCGAACGGCGCGCGCUCCCAGAGCGCCCCCUGUCUUCCGCGUACUGCCACUACAGUUCCUUCCCCAGAGCCGAGAGGUCCGGGCGCCCCUUUCUUCCACUCUUUCCCGAGCCCCCCGAGCCCGACGACCUGCCGCUGCUCGGGCCCGAGCAGCUGGCCCGGCGGGAGGCUCUGCUGCGCGCCGCCUGGAUCCGGGGCCCGCGCCCUCGCCACGCUUCCCUGCCCAGCUCGGUGGCAGAAGCCUUCGCUCGACCCAGCCCCCUGCCUGCCAGGUGCACCGGCCACUCCUGCGCCUGUCCUCAGGGUCCACCAUCCUGCAAACGGUGGGCGCAGGCGCAGUCGAUGCGGCUGCCCACCUACCGGGAGGCUUGCGGGGAAGGCAUACCGCCAGGAGUGCCCACCUGGCAUCCCAGACAGCACGUCUGCCUGCACACCCGCACCCACCUCCCGUUCUGUUGGGGAGCUGUCUGUCGUCACCCCCCACCCUGUGCCAGCCACAGUCCCUGGUUCAUUGGAGCCUGGGAGCCUCUGGCACACCGAGGCAGGACCCUGGGGCUCAGCACAGGCUACAGGGACAGUGGAGUGCUGGAAGAGGUCAGCAGGGGAGUCUGUGGGACACAAGGCAUCCCAGGACCCUGCACUUGGAGGCGGAUCUCCAGUCUGGAGUCAGAAGUGUGAGGUGCCAGCUUACGCUGGUUUCUGCUUGGUUGGAUUCUUUGGCUGACAUUGCCAGGGUCUGGGGCGGAGCAGGCAGGCUUGGGCUUCCCUGGUUGCAACGAUGAAAUCUUGGCCAUGGGACCCCCAUGCAGACGAUGUCUUCGGUGGUCAGCUCUGACCUCAGCAGGCUCAGGUCCUGGUGUGGGCUGGGAUCUUGUUUAUCACAUAUAUUCCUCCAGUCACAAGGAGCAGAAAGGGUGGAACUCCUGAGGGCGGACCUGCCUUGGUGUUAGCCAGUUAGUUCCUGGUUGUGGUUGCUGUGGCCUUGGAGUUGGGGACACAGAAACUAGAGCUGGAGACUGGGGUGGAGCCAUCUCAUCUUCUGCUCCCACAGGCUGGAGUUUCUUCUCAUUGGGAGCAUUGGGACAUUAAACCUUUACAACCCACUA